ACCCUUUCCUCUUGUCCUAGGAGAGUGAACUGAAGGAUGCUGCCCAGGGAGAGCAUCGCCUGAGACUCCAUUAUGCAGGCCUUCCCGCAAGGGCCGGGCAUCGCGACAAGGUGAGAGCGGAGCAUGCGCGCCUUCGCCACGCGCUCGCCGUCGUGAGCAGGGAACGCGAUCUGGCCGCGCGGGAGACGCGCCGGCUCCAAGCCAAGCUGGAGAACCUGGAACAGGUCCUGAAGCACAUGCGAGAGGCCGCGGAGCGGCGGCAGCAGCUGGAAUUGGAGCAUGAACAAGCGCUGGCUGUUCUCAACGCCAAGCAGCAGGAAAUCGACCUUCUGCAGAAGGCUCAGGUUGAAGCUAAGAAAGAACAUGAAGGCGCUGUGCAGCUGCUAGAGUGCAAGGUGCGAGAGCUGGAGGAGAAAUGCCGGACGCAGAGUGAGCAGUUCAGCCUGCUGUCCCGGGACCUGGAGAAGUUCCGGCAGCAGGCGGGCAAGAUCGACCUGCUGGGCGGCGGCUCUGUGGCCUCCUUGGAUGCCCCCACAUCCCCCAGCAAGCCUUUCCCGCAGUUCAUGAACGGACUAGCCCCCUCCCUCAGCAAAGGUCAGGAGAGCACUAUUGGAAGCCGCACUACGAUUGGUGAAUAUAUCCGGCCCCUCCCGCUCUCCGGUGACAAGCCGGAGACUCUGUCUGUCAAGCCCACCUUUCUGUCAAGAGCCGGGAGCCCAAGAUGCAGAUUUGAGUCAGAGAUGGACAAUGAAUGGAAUUCCAAUACCUCCAAGCAGAGAUACUCGGGGAAGGUCCACUUGUGUGUCGCCCGCUACAGUUACAACCCCUUCGAUGGGCCAAAUGAGAACCCAGAAGCCGAGCUGCCCCUCACGGCGGGGAAAUACCUCUACGUCUAUGGGGACAUGGAUGAGGAUGGCUUCUACGAAGGCGAACUCCUGGACGGGCAGAGGGGUCUGGUGCCCUCCAACUUUGUGGAUUUUGUCCAGGACAAUGAAUCGAGACUGGCAAGUGUGCUGGGAAACGAGCAGGAUCAGAAUUUCAUCAACCAUUCCGGCUUCGGCGUGGAGGGGGAGCGCAUCUUCGACCUCCACUCCCCGACUCAGACGGACUCCGUCACCGACAACGGCGCGGGGACGCUGGAUGUGAACAUCGACGACAUUGGAGAAGACAUCGUGCCUUACCCUAGAAAAAUCACCCUUAUCAAACAACUCGCCAAAAGUGUCAUUGUGGGCUGGGAGCCCCCCGCGGUGCCGCCGGGGUGGGGGACGGUGAGCAGCUACGCCGUGCUGGUGGACGGGGAGGCGCGCCUGAGCCUCACGCUGGGCGGCAGAACUAAGGCCCUCGUCGAGAAGCUUGACAUGGCGGCCUGCACCUACCGCAUCUCCGUGCAGUGCGUGACGAGCAGGGGUAGCUCGGACGAGCUGCAGUGCACGCUGCUGGUGGGCAAGGACGUGGUGGUGGCCCCUUCGCACCUGCGGGUGGACAACAUCACGCAGAUCUCCGCCCAGCUGUCCUGGCUGCCCACCAACAGCAACUACAGCCACGUGAUUUUCCUCAACGAGGAGGAGUUUGACAUCGUCAAGGCCGCGAGGUACAAGUACCAGUUCUUUAACCUCAGGCCCAACAUGGCCUACAGGGUGAAGGUUCUGGCCAAACCCCACCAGAUGCCGUGGCAGCUGCCUCUGGAGCAGCGGGAGAAGAAGGAGGCCUUCGUGGAGUUCUCCACGCUGCCUGCAGGUCCUCCGGCCCCCCCACAAGAUGUCACUGUCCAAGCUGGGGCCACCUCGGCCAGCGUGCAGGUCUCCUGGAAGCCGCCCACUCUGACGACCACCGGGCUGUCCAACGGAGCCGACGUCACGGGCUACGGCGUGUAUGCAAAGGGGCACAGGGUGGCUGAGGUCAUCGCCCCCACGGCGGAUGGCACAGCCGUGGAGCUGGUGCGGCUGCGGAGCCUGGAAGCCAAGUGUGUGACCGUGCGGACCCUCUCCGCACAGGGCGAAUCCAUAGACUCUGUGGUUGCUGCCAUUCCCGCCGACCUCCUCGUGCCUCCAACCCCCCACCCGAGAACUGCUCCCACACCGAAGCCAUUAGCAAGUGCUGGAGCCCCCGAUACCAAAGAUGAACACCUGGGUCCCCACGUCAGAGUGGACGAGGCCUGGGAGCAGAGUCGGGCGCCUGCCCCGGCCCACGGGCACAUGCUGGAAGCGCCCAGCCUACAGGGCCCGGGCCCAGGGAGGCGGUCGCCCUCGCCCAGCCGGAUCCUCCCGCAGCCGCAGGGGGCUCCGGUUUCCACCUCCGUCGCCAAGGCCAUGGCCCGGGAAGCUGCGCAGAGAGUGGCCGAAAGCAGCAGGUUAGAGAAACGGAGCAUCUUCCUGGAGAGGAGCAGCGGACAGUACACGAACUCCGACGAGGAGGACAGCUAUGAGUCCCCGGAAGUCAGGAGGAGGGGCGCCUCGGUGGACGACUUCCUCAAGGGGUCCGAGCUCGGCAAGCCGCCGCACUGUUGCCAUGGAGACGAGUACCACACGGAGAGCAGCCGGGGGUCCGACCUCUCAGACAUCAUGGAGGAGGACGAGGAGGAGCUCUACUCCGAGAUGCAGCUGGAAGACGGGGGCAGGCGGCGGCCCAGCGGCACCUCCCACAACGCCCUCAAGGAAGGCUAUCAGAAUAGGACCACUGAGGCAGCUUUCUCGGAACAGCCUGAGUUCCCCCGACAAACCCACCGCAGUAAGAAACUAUCCAGUAUCCCUGAAGUAGCAGAGGAGGACGGAGAGCACUGUGAGUUCCUGCACAGACAGGGCUCAGGAUACUCCUCCAGGGCCAGAACUGUGCUGGCCAGAGAGCCCAGGCCCGCCAGGCCCUGCGGGGCACAUGAGGCCCUGCAGGGCUCCCGGUUCCCUGUGAAACCUAGGGGCCUCAGGGCCGGCACCCACGCCAAGGACUUCGUUCUCGAAGACAAAGACUGCUGGUUCAGCCGCUCUGCCACCAGGAGCCCAGACAGUGGGCUGGACUGUGGGAGCGAAGAAGAUGAGCUGCGAUUUAGUUUCAGAAACCCCGCUGCCAAGUGCAGCCCGGGACCCGGGCAGUGCCCGUGCAGGAGGAGCCCGAGGCCCCUGCUGGCCCGGCGGCGGACGCUGACCCGGCAGAACAGCAUCGAAGAGGACUUUGGGGAGCAGGUGGAGGCCAUCAGGAGCGAUGAAGCCCACCUGAGCCCAGGGAGACCCACCCCCAGGAAACACGGCUGGGACGAGCCCGCUGGGCACGAAGACUUCCGGGAUGUCCAGCAGAAAAGCAUAAAUGCGCCCGAAACUUGCGCAGCCGACAAGCGUGCGCAGCCAGCUCCCCGGGCUGCCCAGGGGGCCCCGAUUUUAGGAAACCCGGUGUUGGCAGGACGGGCCGAGAGGGCAGAUCACGGGGGCCGGAGGUUUUCCCACGGCGGUGCUGGGCCCCACAGGGCCCGGCCAGUGAUGGUCCCGUCCAUUGAUGAAUACAGCGGGCGAGACCAUCUCUCUCCAGAUUUCUAUGAAGAGUCCGAGACUGACCCUGGAGCUGAGGAGCUGCCAGCCCGGAUCUUCGUGGCUCUUUUUGACUAUGACCCGCUCACCAUGUCCCCGAAUCCAGAUGCUGCAGAAGAGGAGCUUCCCUUUAAAGAAGGGCAGAUCAUCAAGGUUUAUGGUGAUAAAGAUGCUGAUGGAUUCUACCGUGGCGAAACCUGUGCCCGGCUUGGCCUUAUUCCUUGUAACAUGGUCUCUGAGAUCCAAGCAGAUGAUGAGGAGAUGAUGGACCAGCUUCUUAGACAAGGCUUCCUCCCUCUGAACACGCCCGUGGAGAAAAUAGAGAGAAACAGGAGAAGUGGCAGGCAGCACUCAGUGUCGACUCGAAGAAUGGUGGCCCUCUAUGACUAUGAUCCGAGGGAGAGCUCACCUAACAUCGACGUUGAGGCUGAACUUACGUUUUGCACGGGAGAUAUUAUUACUGUUUUUGGUGAAAUUGAUGAAGAUGGAUUUUACUACGGGGAGCUUAAUGGGCAGAAAGGCCUUGUACCUUCAAACUUCCUAGAAGAAGUGCCUGAUGACGUAGAAGUCUAUCUUUCUGACGCCCCAUCCCACUAUUCACAAGACACGCCGAUGCGCUCAAAAGCAAAAAGGGUUCCUCCUGAGGGUUCAGGUACAGCAAGGAGAGCGCCAUCCCCCACAGUCCAUCUCCAUUCGGGGUCACCUACGUCAUCUAUGGGUACUGGUAGUCCUGGGAGAGGCAGGGAAAUGUCCUCGAAAAAGAAAAAGGGGCUGCUUUCCAGAGGCAAGAAACUGCUGAAAAAACUGGGUGCAGUGAAAUGAUUCAUGUGCUUCUGGACAACUUCCAAAUCUAUGUAAUUUUCUUUAAUUCCAAACUAGGGCUUUCAUGACUCAAGUACUUCCUAUAAAAACAAUCUUCUCCCCUGACACCAGUAGAGAAAUGCUCUUUGCACUACCAUCCACUUUAACCAACCGCCAGGACAAAGAGCGGCUGUUGCUCUCUCUCCCAGCCUCCGUGCCAACCUGCUCUUAUUGCCCGAGGUCUGACGGGAGGUGGGGUGUCUCAUGAGCACACGGGGGGCCAGUAGCUCUUGG
Molecule: messenger RNA, 4610 nt
Organism: Diceros bicornis minor
Lineage: Eukaryota; Metazoa; Chordata; Mammalia; Perissodactyla; Rhinocerotidae
Gene: RIMBP2
Product: RIMS binding protein 2
Exons: 21
Coding region: 237-4337 (1366 amino acids)
Biological process (GO): neuromuscular synaptic transmission
Molecular function (GO): protein binding
Source: RefSeq, a predicted model, not a curated record